UCGAAGGAAAAAUAUACCAACAAAAUGAGGGAGUAGCCAUGGGAUCGCCUAUCUCACCAAUUAUAGCUGACAUAUUCAUGGAUUAUUGGGAGGAGAAUGCCCUUAAACCAUUCAGAUCAUCACUAAAAUGUUGGUGGAGAUAUGUAGACGACACACUAGUAAUAGUGAAAAAAAACGAUACUGAGAAACUUUUCUCACACAUAAACAAACACGUCGACUCAAUAAAAUUCACUAUGGAAUUAGAGAAUGAAAUUGGAGAACUGCCCAUGUUAGAUUGCAAACUACAAAGAAUGACAGAUGGUAGCAUAAAAACAACGAUAUAUAGAAAAGCCACACAUUCUGGAAGAUUCCUUGAUUAUUACUCAGCUCAUCCACUCUCGGUAAAACGAGGAUUAAUACAAGGUCUUGCAGAUAGAAUACGUAGACUUACAACAGCACCAGAGGACCAGCGUAAAGAAAUAAAAGUCCUAUUCAAAAUGCUACUCGAAAACAACUACCCUAGAGAAUUUAUAAAAGAUAAUAUAAAAAAGAGGGUAAAACCGGAGAAUAACAAGAAGGAAGAAUGGAGAAAAACAGUCGCAAUACCAUAUAAAAAUGGUACAUCAGAGGCAAUACAAAGAAACCUCAAAAAUAUCGGCAUUCGAACAACCUUUAAACCGACAAAUCUAAUCAAAAAUAAAAUAAAUCAACUAAAAGAUCCCAUAAAAAUGAUGGAUAAAAACAAUUUGAUUUAUAAAAUAUCUUGUGCUGACUGUCCAACUAAAUAUGUGGGGCAAACGUCCAGAUCACUCAAAAUAAGAGUGAAUGAACAUAAACGCCUAACUAAAGGUCAACCAACAGGGACACAAGCUUACAAAAAUCUUGAAAAAAAUUCAUCCAUAGCUGCACAUGCAUGGGACAAAAACCACAAUAUCGAUUGGGACAAUGUGUGUAUUCUAAAAACAAACAUGAACAAAUGGAAAGAAAGACUCAUAACAGAAUCGAUAUUCAUUAAAGUCACACCGGAUACAUGUAACAAGGGUGACUCAGUACAACUAUCAACAACUUGGAAUAUAAUUCUAAACACAAACACAUGAAUGAAUGUGGAGUAUAAUUCUGAACACACAUAUGCACACACA
Trichobilharzia regenti is the source of this 1118-nucleotide messenger RNA. The record is from the annotation of a GenBank genome assembly. Lineage: Eukaryota; Metazoa; Platyhelminthes; Trematoda; Strigeidida; Schistosomatidae.